Messenger RNA from Paramuricea clavata, 318 nucleotides. Lineage: Eukaryota; Metazoa; Cnidaria; Anthozoa; Malacalcyonacea; Plexauridae. The record is from the annotation of a GenBank genome assembly.
AUGAACUCGCUUGUUGGAAUAUUGUUGCUCGUCUUAUUUACAACAGCUGUUUUUGCCAAAUACCAUCGCAAGAAAUUCCAUAAAGACGAUCCUCCUCGUUGUGAAGGUGAUCGAGAUUCUCCAUGUUUCCAGUGCCUGUAUUCCUGUAUGUUCUGUGUGGAGACCUGGGGAAAGCACCAGUACGACGGACAUGCGUGUGCUAUGGGGUGUAGAAGCAGCAACGGCGAAAACAAGGACAAAGAUUGCUCAAAACACAUGAAGACAGGAGGUUCAUCCCAUGGUGCUAGAUCGUACUCAAGUUUUAAUGCAUUAGCAUAA